Molecule: messenger RNA, 3069 nt
Organism: Lytechinus variegatus (green sea urchin)
Lineage: Eukaryota; Metazoa; Echinodermata; Echinoidea; Temnopleuroida; Toxopneustidae
Product: torsin-1A-like
Exons: 6
Coding region: 238-1275 (345 amino acids)
Molecular function (GO): ATP hydrolysis activity; ATP binding
Source: RefSeq, a predicted model, not a curated record
GCUGUGAUAGUUGCGUUAGAGGGGAUGAACAAGAGUCCGAAAUGCUUGAGUCUCACGCAUAAUGCGCGAGCCCUGGUAGCUCUGUAUUGUCUAGACAGGAAUAACCGUCGUUUCUGGGGUUUUAUUCAACAAUUUCUGACAUUUUCAUCCCUAUUGUGGAGCCAACACAGUUCAGCGGAACAACCAAAAUACAGAGACUGAAGCUUUUGGUCUAUGUAUUGUCUUGAUGGUAUUUGAAUGAUGUAUGCUGCAAAGUUUAUCGGGUUUUUCAUCACACUGUGUUUCAGUGUACUUAGUAUUCAAGCAGGGAUUCUGCUAUGGGCUAAGAAAAACUUGAAUAUAUUCAACCCAGUCUGCUACUCAGGCGUUGAAUGCUGCUUCCAUGAGCGGACUUAUAAGCCAAGUGUUUCUGCUCUUGACUGGUCUUUCGACCAACAUCUGUUUGGCCAACCAUUGGCCCAGAGGACCAUCCUUGGUGCUAUUGAUGGUCAUGUGACCAGUCAUAAUCCGCAGAAGCCCUUAGUCUUAUCCCUGCAUGGACCUGCUGGAACCGGAAAGAACCACAUCACUCGUCUGGUUGUCGAAAGUCUGUUCACACAUGGGAUGGAUAGUACUUUUGUGACUCAGAAGAUAUCGACCAAGGACUAUCCGCAUAAAGAAUUACUCCAGUAUUACAAGGACGAGCUGGUGUCAUUAUUGAAAUCCAAGGUAUCAUCUUGCCCCCAUCAUGUGUUCAUAUUCGAUGAGAUAGACAACAUGCCACCAGGCUUGCUAGACAGUAUCAAGAGCUACUUAGAUCACCAUGACAAAGUAGAUGGGAUUGAUUUCAGGAAAACCAUUUUUAUAUUUAGAAGUAAUCUAGCUGCACAAGCAAUCAACAAGCAUGCAUGGGACAUGUAUGAGAGGGGAAAAGGAAGGAGAGAGAUUAUUUUACCUGAUUUGGAGCGAAUCAUCUCAAACGAAAUCAGUCAAAACUCUGAAGCUGGUUUUUACAAGGCACGAAUCAUCAGCUCUCAUCUGGUCAGCCAUUAUGUGCCAUUCCUCCCUCUUGAAUCAUCCCAUGUCAGGCAAUGUAUCAGAGCCGAAUUCAAUGUGCAUGGGCACAGAUCCACUCCAGCCUUGGAAGAUGAGGUUCUUGCUGAGUUACAGUUCAACGGACCAAAAGGAUCCAGGGUAUUCGCAGUCAAGGGAUGUAAGAAUGUGGCUGAGAAAGUAAACAUCAUUCUCUAUAAACUGAAGAUGAAAGCUCACAGAGAGAGGCAUGUAGAAUUAUAAGGUUAAAGGGGAGUACUUGAAGGCCCAGCGAACGAUGUAGAUUGAAAAGAAAAUAAACGGGUUAUCACUACAAUGGAAGCCGUCCUGAGAAAUUUUAAAAGCAAAAAAAAAGAGUGGUUUCCUGACAAAAUGAAGGUCAAUUAGGUUAUAUCUUUCAAUUCUUUCACAUCUUGCAGAAUUCCCAGGGCCAUGGGUUACUCACUACCCAUUUUCCUUCAUUUUUUUUCAUGAGAAAUAAAAUGCAUUUAUGUAGUUUAGCAUGCAUCACAGCUGCAAUAUAGCUGGGUAGGCUUACUCACAUAUCUGAAAUAUUAAUAUUAAGCAUUGUAUGAAAAUUUGUGGUCAUCUUUGCCCAGGUGGUAAAGUGUAUUACAUCUCAAGUUAAAAUAACUUUUUAAAUGUUCUGUUCUAAAAUUUAUAAUCUUGAUCAUAUUUUUCAAUAUUAUGGAAUCACUUUAAGAGCUUGAAUCUGUUUUUAUUUUGAUAAGUCUGAGCUUAAAACAUUGAGGAAGAGCUGUGUAGUUGGUUCUAACUCUCUCCCUACGAUAAUAAUAAACAGUUCUUUUAUAGCACAUAUCACAAUUAUGAAUAAUGUCUCUAACUCUCUAUGCACUUCCAAAGGACUUGAAUAUUAGCUGUAGCUUUGCAGCUGUAAUUACUAAGAUUACAGCACACACACAUUUCAAGGAUUAAAUUCCUGCCGGUACCCAUUCACCUCACCUGGGUUGAGUGCAGCACAACGUGGAUGAAUUUCUUGCCCGAAGAAAAUUACGCCAUGGCUGGGAUUCGAACCCACAACCCUCUGUUUCAAAGUCCGGAGACUAAUCCACUGGGCCACAAUGCUCCACAUGUUAUGAUCAGAGAAUUGUAUGUUCAAAUCACACUGCAGCCUAGUGUCCUUUGGCAAGGUGUCAAUCCACAUAAUGCCAUUCGCCACCCAGGUUUGGGUACCUGGUAGGAUGCAAAUAUCAUGGCAGCUUGGCCAGCACAGUGUGUUCCUCAGUGGCGACUGGUUGGAAUACUCCCCAGGGAGUGGAGGAUAUUCAUACAUUUUGUUGGGGAAUGACUGAUUGGAAAUUGCCAAGGUUAUGAUAAAUAUGUGAGCACUUUGGUACACAUAAUGUAUAUCUUAAGAGCAUUAUGAAUAAACAGAUUAUUUAAUAAUUAUGAUAAUGAUAAUUAUUAUCAUUGCUAUCAUUAUUAUUAUUACUUUGAUUUUUAUAUGAUGAUGAUUGUUAUUAUUAUUGUAUUAUUUUUUUAUCAUUGUUAUAAUUAUUAAUACAUGGUAAAAUGAGAGAUUGUGUCUUCCAAUCCAUGUUAAAAAUGUAUAUUGCCAUAUUUUAUCUGAAAGUUUAAGACUAAAUGGAAGUCAUGGACUGUCUAAAAAGCAACAAAGAAAAAUAAUAAUUAAGGUUUGCCCUACAUGCAUGAGAGCGGCUGGUGCAUUUGACCUGUGACACAAAGACUUAUGGAUAUUGUCUUUUGUAUUACCAUAUUAACACAUUACAUGAAUCUGUAAGGUAGUAUUGUUUGAAUGACCUUUGAAAGAUAUUAAUAAAAUCACAGACAGGGAGCUGCUAAACAGCAUAAGUUUUAUGUGAUUGCAAAGUUAUUUUCACACAAGAAAUUUACAUUGAAAAUUUACAAGAUGGUGACAGUAGUCACUUAAACUUUUCAAAGAUUUGAAUCACCGAAUAAUCCAAUAUUAUUCACAACCCUGAAUGUUUGCAAAAACUUUAGACAGGCUUUGAAUUGCACAAUAUUAUCUGAUGACAACUCUGGGUUUACUGGGGG